Molecule: messenger RNA, 2080 nt
Organism: Hevea brasiliensis (rubber tree)
Lineage: Eukaryota; Viridiplantae; Streptophyta; Magnoliopsida; Malpighiales; Euphorbiaceae
Exons: 2
Coding region: 142-1734 (530 amino acids)
Source: RefSeq, a predicted model, not a curated record
UCAUUUACCAAAAGCGGAAACGGUACUGUUAAUGAAAUACUGGAAUUUUCGAGAUCUCUCAAAAAACAAAAAGGAUUUUUGCGUAUCAAAAUUUGAAGAUCCAAAAUUGAAUCAAAUUUUAGGGGGUUUCUGGGUGAGAGCAUGAACGAUAAAUCGCGGUUGAUGAAUCCACCGCAGUUGAUGAGCCAGGCACAGAUGAUAAGUCAACCUCAGGUAAUGAAUUCCGUUCAGCCUCAGAUUUUAAAUCAGAAUCCGGCUGUUUUAGUUCAAUCGCAGGCCAUGAACCAGCCUCUUCCUCAGGUGUUGAACCCGGUUCAGUCUCAGUCUCAGAUGAUGAGCCAUAGUGGAGCAAUAAACCAGCAGCAGCCUCCGAUGAUGAUGAUAAUGAAUCAGAGAGGCUACAAGCCAUGGCCACCGCAGCAGCAGUCUUCGAUGGAUCCAAACAAGAAGUUUCAGAAUCAACAAAACCCUUUGAAGUUCAAUAAUAAUGUUAAUAAUAAUUUUGUUCCUUCAAAGCCCAGAAGCAACAAGAAUUGGAAGGGCAAAAAUAUCAACAACAAAGACCAGAGAAGAAUGGAAAAGUCCAUGCCUAAUAUACCCAACAUCUGCAACUCGGCCUUGGCCAUUGCCGGUCCUAGUGGUGCUGGUGGUUACAAGCCCCCUAGCCUGAAUGAUCUCCAAACCCAAAACCGAAUGAAAGCUAGAAAAUACUACCACCCAAAGAAAAAGUUCAACAACCGGUUUGCUCCUUACGCGCCUAGAAACACAACGUCUUUUAUUAUACGUGCAAAAAAAGCCGGAGGUAUCGCAUCCUUGGUGUCCCCUUGUCCGGUGACGCCUGCUGUUUUGCCUACUCCUAUAUUCUCGCCUUCGAGGGAGGUAUUGGGUGACAUGGCAAAGGAAGAAUGGGGUGUUGAUGGAUAUGGGUCCAUGAAGGGAUUGAUAAGACUGAGAUCACCUGGAAAUGAAGUGGAGGUUCAUGAUGAGGAAGAGGAAGAGGAGGGUAAUGGGUCAAGCGAGAGUGAUGUGGAAGAGCACGUGGAGGUGGAAAGGAGAUUGGACCAUGAUUUGAGUAGGUUUGAGAUGAUUUACCCAACUUAUGGAGGUGGGGAUUAUAGUUAUAAUAAUGUUUUGGAGAAUAGGGUGGAUGAUCAAGAUACCCAUAUAGCACAAUUGGAAGAAGAGAAUUUGACACUGAAAGAGAGGUUGUUUCUGAUGGAGAGAGAGUUGGGGGAUUUGAGGAGGCGGUUGCAGUUCUUGGAGAGGCAUCAAGGUCAGGGAAGCAGCGUUUUGGCUGUUGAAGAUGUGAAUGAGGAGGUUGUGGAAAAUGUUUAUGAGAAUGAUGAAAAUGAGAAUGAGAGUGACGGUGGAUCAGAUGAUGGUGCGACUGGAAAUGAGAAUAAUGGGGAGGUGAUGGAGUAUGUGAGUGGGAGUGGAGAAGUUAGGAGUGUUAGAAAUGAUGUUAAGGAGAGUCGUGAUGUUUGUAUGCAAGAGACUGUAUCUUAUAAUGUCGAAAUUGGGAAAGACGUGAUCGAGAAUAAAAUUGUAGGAAGUGAGUUUGUAGUUAGUAAUGAAGUAAUUGAGAAGGAGGAUGACGCAAAAGGUGAAGAAGUGAGGAAUGAUGUCGAAAUAGAAAAAUUGAUUGCAAAGGAGGAGGAGAAGGAAUUGUCUAAGAGUGAGGGUUUUGGGAAUAAGAGGCAAGACGAGGUGGCGAAAGAUGAGCAGAAGGAAUGAAGAAUCUAACAUAGGGAAGAGCAUUGGCAGCGGUGACUAAUCUAAUUGUCCCUGUUAAUGUAAGUCUCUUCUCUGAAUAAAUAGAACAUUUUACCUGUAUCUUUGCGCAAUGGAUAUAUGGCGCUUUAUGUAGAUGUAGUUUGUUUUUCUUUUCGUUUGUGGUUUUAUAGUUUGUUGGUCAAGGGGGAAUUUAGGAAGAACUGAACUAUAUUCUCUAUUUUCCCCUACUUUGGCUUAACAAAUGUAGGAGGUAGUUUAGUAGUUCUUAUCCUUUCGAGGUGGGUGGGAAGUUUGUAUUGAGGUUCAUCAUGUGAAAAGUAUAAAUCUGAAUGUAUCAUUUUCAUUA